GUCACUCCAGCUCAUCCAUCCUGUUGACUGUGGUGCAGAGAGAGGGGGACCCGGGGGCGAGCAGAGCACAGGCUCAGGCGACACAGCUGAACUGAGCUGGGUACAUUACGCAUCUGAUUCACUCCUCGCGCCUCACUCCCCUGUUCCAGACCACACUGGAGGAGAGUGCUCGUGGAUGCUUUGCGCCGCUUUUCUUCUCCCAGCGCUGUUUUUGGUGCGGAUUACAGCUGCUGUAGAUACUACUGGGCUCGCGCUUUGGGAACAGAUCGGCUGCUGCAUUUCCAUUCAAAGAUGAACCAAACAGCGACCGUCUCUCAAGUCAAGUGCCAGUCCUCUAAAACCAUAAAGGAUCUGGGUGGGGUGAGUCCUCCUCAGAGGAACUGGAAGGGGAUAGCCAUCGCUCUGCUGGUCAUUCUGCUGGUCUGUUCACUCAUCACGAUGUCUGUCAUCCUCCUCACACCAGCGGACACUCUGGCUGGUAGUGACACUAAGUUGACAGUGGAGGAUCUGUUUGGUCCUGAUUUCCACGUACACGAUCCUGAGGCACUCUGGAUCAACGAAUCAGACGUCAUCUACAGGAACCGCAAUGGCCAUGUCAUCAGGUUCAACAUUCUCACUAAUGAAACGGAGAUUAUCCUGAAGAACAGCACAUUUGUUGCUUUUAAAGCAACUAAGUACUCCAUAAGCCCGGACAUGAAGUAUGUGCUUUUUGCAUAUGAUGUUAAACAGGUUUACCGGCACUCCUUCACAGCUUCCUACAUCAUCUAUAAUAUUCACACCAGGGAGGUAUGGGAGCUGGACCCUCCGGAGGUGCUUAACUCCAGGUUGCAGCAUGCUGCGUGGGGGGUGCAGGGUCAGCAGUUGGUGUACAUCUUUGAGAACAAUAUUUAUUACCAGUCAGACGUGAGGAGUAACUCCCUCAGACUGACUUCUUCUGGGAAGGAAGGCGUUAUUUACAACGGCAUCGCUGACUGGCUGUACGAAGAGGAAAUUCUGCAUACGCAUGUGGCUCACUGGUGGUCUCCUGAUGGUGAACGUUUGGCGUUCCUGGUGCUGAAUGACAGUCUGGUGCCCAACAUGGUGUUACCCACCUUUACAGGAGCCACAUACCCCAAAGGCAAACAAUAUCCAUACCCUAAGGCAGGUCAGCCUAACCCCAUGGUCAAAUUGUUUGUGGUGAAUCUUUAUGGACCAACACACACCCUGGAACUCACACCCCCUGAUCGGCUCAAACUCAGGGAGCAUUAUGUGGUGAUGGUGAAGUGGAUAAGUAAGACUAAGACUGCCGUCAGGUGGUUAAAUCGAGCUCAGAACAUUUCCAUCCUGACAGUGUGUGACUCCACCACUGGAGCCUGCAUCAAGAGACAUGAAGAGACAUCAGAGCUCUGGCUCUCCAAGCAGAACCAGGAGCCCUUUUUUUCUCAAGACAGCAGUCGCUUUUUCCUGGCCGUUCCAGUAAAGCAGGGUGGCGGUGGAGAUUUUCACCACAUUGCAAUGUUCACCACCCAGGUUAGAGCAGAUCAAAACGAGGUGCGUCACCUGACAUCAGGUAGCUGGGAAGUGACAGAGAUUGUGGCCUAUGAUGAAAAUUCCCAGACCAUAUAUUUCUUAAGUACUGAAGGGUCACCAAGAAGACGUCAGUUGUUUAGCGUGUCCACGGUUGAUCUGUUCAAACGACAGUGUCUGACGUGUGACCUGAAUAAAGCUCACUGCACUUUCUUCAGUGCCGACUUCAGCCCAACACGUCAGCAUGUCAUUCUGCACUGUAGAGGACCUGGAGCCCCUACAGUGAUCCUCCACACACUUAACACAGCCAAUUAUUUCAUUCUGGAGAAUAACUCACUUCUCAAAGCUGCUCUGAGGUACAAGAGGAUCCAGCUCACUGAAUAUAAAUCCCUGCAGAUUGACCGCUUUGAGCUGCCUCUGAAGAUUGCUCUCCCGCCUGACUUCUCCGACUCACGCCAGUAUGGACUGUUACUUAUGAUAGACAGUGGCCCUGGUGGUCAGCAGGUGGAUGAUCAAUACUCAAUAGACUGGGACUCUGUGCUAGUCAGCUCUGAUAACAUCAUUGUGGCUCGUCUGGACGGCAGGGGCAGUGGAUUCCAGGGUCAAAAGAUUCUACAGGAGGUGCAUAAACGUCUGGGAGUGGUUGAAGUCCAGGACCAACUCGCUGCUUUAGAAUACCUGCUGAAAUUUCCAUACAUAGAUCAGACCAGAAUAGGAGUGUUUGGCCGGGGUUAUGGAGGAUAUGUAACACUCCUGCUGGUGAAAUCUACUGAAAGCUUGUUUAAAUGUGCUGUGGCCAUGUCACCAGUGACUGACUGGACUUUACAUGCCUCAGCAUUCUCAGAGCGCUACCUGGGAACUCCUUUACAGGAUGAUAGCAGAUAUCAGUCCUCCAGUGUGCUACAGAACAUCAAGGGCUUUAAAGACCAGACUCUGAUGCUCGUACAUGGAACUGCAGAUGCUAACAUUCACUUCCAGCACUCAGCCGAGCUCAUCAAGAACCUGGUAAAGGUGGGAGCCAACUAUACAAUGCAGAUUUACCCGGAUGAAGGUCACUUCCUGUCAGAGCGGAGUAGGCAACAUCUCUCAGCAUCUCUCAGCAGCUACUUCAGAUCCUGCCUGCAAGAAGAGAUGCUGCCACUCAGUGACGAGGAAGAGGAGGAGGAAGAGUAGAAAGGAGAGUGUACCUACAGCAGGACCUUUACAUACACACACCCACAAAUGCACACACCUGCACAGACACACUUCUGCCCACACACACUCCCCGGCUUUCUUUUGGAUCUCACUUUACAGAGGCCUGCGACUCUGAACUGACAGAGAGAAAGAUUUUAGACAAAAGCAAGUGUGUGUAGUAUGUGUGAGUGUGUGCUGUGUGUAUGUGAGUGCAUGUGUGUUUGAGUGAAUGGUUAGGUAUGUGUAUAUAUGCAUGUGGGUACAUGUUUUGGUGUUUAGACUAUUUGGAUGUAAAGGCUGUGUCUGAGAAGCGAGUGAGUGUGUGUGUGUGUGUGCUUUUGAGUGUUUGUGUAUACCUGCAACCAUGAACAGUGGACGUCUGUCACUGGAAAAUGGAUUCGGUUGCCAGGACGACAUCAGAAUCCUUCACAUAUCAGAAAAUCACUGAGAUCUUAAGCUGGAUGUUUCUUGAUCAAGCCAGUCUCAGCGCUGACUUUUAUGAUUGAUCCUCGGUUCGGCCAGGCAAAGCGUACUGUCCUGUCCGCAUGGAACUGGUCCAGUCACAGAGCAUGUUUUUUUUCUUCUAUUCCCCUAAGUCUUUGUGUGGUAGAUGUCAGGACAAGAGAGCUGCACUUCGUCUGUUACUGCACAAGAAAAUGCUCACUGUCUCCAUGGCAACCGCUCUCACCAAGAGGAAGUGCAGUUCCCAUCAAUUAGCCCUAAGCCACACAGAGGAUGAAGCUGCUGGGUACACUCUCUUUCUCACACACACACACACACACACACACACACACACACACACACACACACACACACACACUCACACACACACACACACACACACACACACACACACACACACACACACACACACACACAUAUAUACAUAUCUGUAUACAACAGGCCCAUGUUGGAUUCUCAGCCUCAGAGGGCCUGUCCACACAUAAGACUACAUUAAACAAAUGUUUUCAGUAACCAUACAAGCGCUAUUAUUGUGUAUCCAUAUCCAAACUGCAGCUACAGUGAAAAGCUUGAAAGGGGAAUUCCACUGAUUUUUUUUUUUUUAUUUCUGCACAAUUCAGUUGUGUGAAACAGUGCACUAAAGAGAAACUUACCAACUUUUUACAAUAGUGGUGAAAGGAUCUGGGUAUCACUAUGUGUACAAUGCAAAUAUAGUUAUAUACAGAAGUUUGGACACCCCUGGUUCUAGUGAAAAUUAGUACACGUUUGGCUUUAACAUAUUGAACAAAAAUAAAAACAUAAAAUGCAACAAAUUUAUGGAACAUGUUAUUUUUUUGCCAUGUUACAUUCAGCAAAUAAAUACAAAUAAAUAAAAUCUGUGCUCUAAAACUUGCAAAAAAUUUUCAUAUUUAACAUUGUAACUUCUGUAACUUCUGUUUACUGUAUUUUCACCAAAAUCUACAUCCCAUGUAAGUUGACCAAGGCUGUUAAAAUUUUGGGACACAACUAUGUAGUUAUUGUCUUUAUUAUCCAAAAAUCCUAGUAAAAUGACUCAUUUAUAAAAAAUAAAAUGUAAAAUGACUUUUUAUAGGUAAUGUUGAUGAUAGUAAAACAGGGAUAAAUCUAUUUAGGGGCUAUUUUUUAGAGACAUUAACAGGCACCUACUGCUUUACUACCACUGUGAAGCAGUUGUUAAGUUUCUCUAGAACAGUAUAUGUCAUAACAAAACACUAUAAUGGCUUGUUUGCACAUUUAUGAUUUAAUUAUGUAGAAAUUUUUAAAAUAAUCUGUGGAACUUCCCCUAAUUACCCAGUUCUGUCCCAGAAAUUAGGAAGUAUAAUGCAAAAUAUAAUAGGUUUCCAGGAAAGCCUGGAAAUUCUGAGAAAUGUUUUCCAGUUGUGUCAAACAUUUCGUGAGCUUUCGUUAUGUACAUAAGUCAUGGAAAUUUUACUGAAAAAAAUGGAAAAUUGUUUCCUAAAUGAAGUGGGAACCCUGUUGUGGCACAUGACAGCAUCUUAAAUGUAGGCAAUAAAUCUCACAUUUCUCAUUCUGAGAUUGUUGUAAGAAUAUUGUAAGAUUAUUCAAUUAAAGUGACAAUUUUUAAAACAUAAUUGUAGACCAUACAGUCUUGUAAUGAGAAAUAGUGACUACAUUUAUGAUGCUUUCACUUUCUCAGAUUUCCUUGCAGUUUACAGUCAAGAGAUGGACUAACUGGGUAGUUUUCAGUAGUUUACCUGUUGCUUAACCCAGUCACUGUUUCUUUUGGCUACUUUAGGUCCCUCAUUUCAGUGUACUAGUACAGAAGUGUACACAGCAUGCACAGAAGAGUUUUCUCUAAGUUUAUAUUUGUAAUAGUUACAAGUCAAUUACAAAAGUUACACCAGUGAAUUCAAAGACUUGAAUGCUAAUGGUGCAAACUGGAGGAAUGUUUCUGUAACUGGUUAUUGAACAUGAUUCAUGUUGAAUGUGGAGACUGAGUUAGAAUGUUCUGUACCAUGUUUAAAUCCUUAGUAAGGUCAUAAAAUCAUGAAACCAUGGUGUGGACAGGUGUGCAUGUGUGUGUGUAUAUAGUAGACUUCAGAGAUGGCGGUGUGAUUUGUACAGAAGACUGUAUUCAGUACAUACAUACAGUAUAUUUUUGAGAUGUAUCAGAUCUCAUAGUAGUUUAGCCAGCAGGAUGAAUCCAGUCACCAGUACAUAUCUGUUUGUGUUGAUUUGUUUAUCACUGGGGGAGGGUGGCUUUUGUAAUGCUGAUUAUUGUUUAGUUUUGCUGUUUCUUUGUUUUAUUGUCUUUUUGGGGAGGCAGGGGUGGUCACAGGGGAGGGCGUUUGAAAGUUUGGACUGACCAUUUUUGUCCUCUAGUCAUGACUAUAAAUAAAUAACUCGUUAAACUGA
Messenger RNA from Pygocentrus nattereri (red-bellied piranha), 5535 nucleotides. Its product is annotated as inactive dipeptidyl peptidase 10-like. Gene Ontology annotation, molecular function: dipeptidyl-peptidase activity; serine-type peptidase activity. Gene Ontology annotation, biological process: proteolysis. Lineage: Eukaryota; Metazoa; Chordata; Actinopteri; Characiformes; Serrasalmidae. The coding region runs from base 292 to 2679 and encodes 795 amino acids. The transcript has 26 exons. The record is from RefSeq and is a predicted model, not a curated record.